GGUUAUUCUACAGCCCAGAUCUUUAUUCGUAAAGUGCACAGUAUAGGCCGACUGUAAUAUCUUCUAGUGCCAUUUGACCUGUUUGACCUGUUUACACUGUUUGUCUCCACAUUCCUUCUUAGGCUCAGUAUCCGACCCAUCACGCUUUACCCAAUCGGGUGAACCGGUCCUUUACUUCCUGUGGCGCAUUGCAAAUUCAAUCUAUAUAUUCCUCUUUUCCCCAGAAAAACAACAGGGAGUUUCAAUUAAUAUUGAGUAUUUGUCUGAUACAGCGGAACCAACAGCCCCAAGACCAGAAGAACUCCCCCGGGUCCAUUAUUGCGGAUACUACAUACAAUGACCGUCAAAAUCGAAACCACCGACGCCGUCGUCACCGACAGAGGGGGCAUCGUGGAAAACCGACACCGUGUUCAUGCAGCAGUUGUCGACUCGAAUGGAAAAUUGCUCUAUGCAGUUGGCGAUCCCACACGCAUGACGCUGGCCCGAUCUGCCGCGAAACCAUUCCAGGCGCUAGCCAUUCUUGAAACCGGGGGCUUCGACCAGUUCGGGCUCGACGAUGCUGAUUUGGCGCUGAUGUGUGCGUCGCAUAGUAGCGAGGAUAGACAUAUUGCGCAUGCCCACGCUAUGCUCGGAAAAGUGGACGCGAAAGAAACAGACCUUCAAUGCGGUGGGCAUGCUGCGUUGUCGGAGGCUGCUAACCGGGUGUGGAUUAAGAAUGAUUACACGCCUACCGCUAUCUGCAAUAAUUGUUCCGGGAAGCACGCUGGGAUGCUGGCUGGGGCGAGGGCACUGGGUGCUGAAUUGGAGGAUUAUCACCUACCAGCCCAUCCUCUCCAAGUGCAUGUUCGACGCGUUGUUGAGGAGGUCUGUGAGCCCGAUGCGAAGCUUGUACGAUGGGGUCUUGAUGGGUGUAAUCUGCCUGCACCAGCUACUCCUCUAUACACCUUGGGCAAAGCCUACGCUACCCUCGCAGCAGCAGCAGAUGCAGUCGCAGCGGAUCCUACCUGUGAUCCCCAAACACAAUCCCUGGGCCGGAUAUACGGAGCCAUGGCACAAUACCCCGAGCUCGUUGGCGGAGAGGGCCGAUUUUGUACCGACCUUGCGACGGCAUUCCAGGGAGAAUUGAUUGGAAAAGUCGGUGCGGACGGAUGCUAUGGCGUGGCGAUCCGAGCGUCGCAGGAGACGAAACGGCUAGGAGGCGAUGGUGCGUUGGGAAUUGCUGUGAAGAUUGAGGAUGGGAAUAUGGAUAUUCUUUACGCAGCAGUGGCGGAGAUUCUGGAGCAGCUGCAGAUUGGAAGUCCAGAGAUGCGGAAUGCUCUUGAUCAUUUUCACUAUCCUAAACUAUGCAAUACGGCUGGUGUGGUUACGGGGCACGUUUCUCAUUCGUUUAAAGUGCGGUCUGCAUUGGUUUUAUAGAGGAUGAGAUAAGAAUGAAGAUUGAUAUUCAUGGUUACUGUAUAUAGCCGGUUUCCAUCGGUCAUCCAUAAAUUUCGUUAGAACAGCAGAACUCGAACUUCAUUUUCAUACUUUUUGAAAAUUCCAAUUGACCAAGUAU
Messenger RNA from Aspergillus wentii DTO 134E9, 1555 nucleotides. RefSeq names its product asparaginase. NCBI's taxonomy places the organism in Eukaryota, Fungi, Ascomycota, Eurotiomycetes, Eurotiales, Aspergillaceae. Bases 337 to 1416 code for a protein of 359 amino acids. The transcript has 2 exons. The record is from RefSeq and is a predicted model, not a curated record.